GUUUUAUCAAUCACAAAUACUGCUUCAGUUUGCACUCGGACAACUUUACCGCGAGGGGCCGUCAAAAAGAAAGACUUCAUGGUAAACACUAAGGUACGGAAGUGACGAAAGAGAAUAAGGACAUGUUUAACCCUAUCAACAGUAGUCUACCCUCUGGGGAAACGACUGGCGGCUGCAAUAAUGAGCAUGACAACAAUUCAGAUGGUUCAUCAGAUGAGGACUCUAUAAGCCUGUUGCAUGAUCUUAAUACCAUCCAAAGCAAAGAGGGAAUGCAACACUGUGGUUUAAUUUUAGCAACCAAUAGCAAGGAGUCUAGGAAUAUGAUGGCAAUAAGCCAACUACAAGUGCCAGAAUAUGCUGUGGAUGAUGCAGACAGUGCAAAUGACUCUCAAAACGGUAAGAUGCACAAGGAGAUACAGCUUUACGAGACAGAUGAAAAUGAAGACGCUCUUCCUCACAAAACAUGCAGAGGAGAUGAGGCCUGUGGUGAAGUCAUCACUCACUUAGAAAAUAUUGCCGGUUGUUGGAACGGUUUCUUUUGUCUGUGAUAUUUUCAGCUUUUUCAUUUCCCACUAAAGUGUCUUGAAUUGUAAUCUACUGGACAGCUCUCCAUGAAGCCUCUGCUGAGGGUAAUGUGGAAGGGGUCCAGGAGCUCCUCAAUGCUAAUGCCGAUAUCAAUGCUAUAAGCAAUGAUGAUGACACUCCACUACUGGAUUCUGUAUCCUCUGGACAUCACCAGGGAAUAAACAUUGUUCUCCAGUAUGGCUCACAGCCGAAUACCAGGAAUACGUUAGGAUUCACUGCACUGGAUGUAGCUGACCAGACGGAGAAUAAAGAGCUUUUUAACAAAUCUUCCACAAGUCAAGCGCAGCCUCAUACAUUGUCUGGUGAGCUUUCCGCUGAGGCUCACUGCAACAAGCUUCCACCAUGCCAUUCGAGCUUCAGUUGCACAUCAAACUUAGAACCCAGAGAAUUGGAUGAUGGAAACGGAACUGAUAAACCUGCUGGCAUUCCAUUGAGGAAGAAUGACACUGCAACAGAUAAUACUGCAAGGCAGAUGUUGGCAUCGGUGGAGAAAAAGCAAAAAGAAAUAUCAACUUGGUCUCUGACACAACCACAGGAUGGAGUCAUAUACCUUUCAGCUAUAACAAAUAUUCAGAAUGAACUGGCUGAGAUCUUUGUCAAGCAACAGUUGGAGAAGGAUAAUCUUGUCCACAAAUACAAGAGCAUGACUUCACCCUUUCUUCGACAUGGGGUGAAAAUUCAAUUUCUUUCCCUUUGUUCACGGCAAAGGAAAUUAGUGAACAUCCUUCAGAUGCAAAUGAAUCGGGUACAUUUUCUUGACAAUGAAAACAUAUCCACCCAAAACAGUCAAGUAGUGCAAGAGCAGCAACGUCAGUUCAACAGUCUUUCGACUCAGCCCCUCUCUUCCAAGAUGACGGAGAGGAAAAAAGGUUCCCAAGACAAACCCAUUCCAAAAAGGGGAACCCAAAAGUCAACAAGACGGGCCAACCCACAGAAAAGAUUGGCCCAAACCAAGGACAAGGUCCUUACAGUCCUUCCAAGUCCUUUUCCACCAGCAAACAGGCAGGAUCACUCUUAUGCGCUGAAAAGAAUCCAAGCCGACAAUGUUCAAACAAAAUAUAUUUAUCCACUGUCACAAGGAAGAGCUAAAGAACAUAGCAAACAUCUCUCUCAGCUUAUCCAGAAGGGACUAAUACCACAUGGAGGUGUUUUACAGAUUUUCUUAAAGGGGAAGUUGCACUCUGCACAUGUGCAGGGCAAUGGUUCAAUAAAGGACAGCAAAGGAAAGUCACACUUGUUUCCAGAGUGCUGGCUUCAGUCUAUCCUGGCAAACAACAUCCCUGUCAGUUCUACGUAUGCCUGGGACAAGUCUGCACCUGAACGUCACACAGCCGCCCUGUUCUGUCCAAACUUUCUUUCCACAUGGAACUUUUUCCGCUGCUUCGCCUCCGACUGUGCCGUCAUACCAACAGGCAUCUUUAAAGUUUGCUUGCUCAAGCUGGUGUACAUCAAAGUGACGGUGAGGGACAGCAUCUACGGGGGCCUAUCGGGAGUUCACAGCCAGGGGUUGGACGUCAACUGCACCGCUAUCUACGAGCUUGACCCUAAGGAAAUAGGCAAAGCUCUGGAGAUGAAACACAAAGCCAUCAUUGACGUGGACGAUGAUAGCACUGUGAGUCUGACUUCGGACUGUCAAACCUUUAUCACAAGGAGGCGUUAUGACGACAUUCCGGUCUCAGGGGUCGAGCGCAACUUUCCGCUGGCUUACUCCUUGGUGGUGCACCAAAACGCACCCAUGGUGGAAUGUAUUCUUCACGCCAUCUACGCGCCUCAAAACAUCUACUGUGUCCACUAUGACCAAAAGUCCUCUGCUGCGUUUAUUAAGGCCAUGAAGAACCUUGCUCGCUGUCUGCCUAACGUAUUUAUUGCCUCAAAACUGGAGUCAGUCCAAUACGCUCAUAUUAGUCGACUCAACGCGGAUCUCAACUGCCUCUCUGACCUGCUGAGGUCCCAGAUCCAAUGGGAGUAUGUGAUCAACCUCUGUGGUCAGGACUUUCCUCUCAAGUCCAACUACGAACUGGUGGUGGAGCUGAGGCGGCUGAACGGCCGUAACAUGCUGGAGUCCAGUAAACCAAGCGAGCUGAAGAAGCAGCGCUUCAGUUUUAAGCAUGAGCUGAAGAACGUGCCUUACGAGUACCACCGUAUUCCUGUGAAAACCACGAUGGCAAAAGAUGUGCCUCCUCAUGCGCUCGUGAUGUUCACCGGAAGUGCUUAUUUUGUGCUGUCGCGGAGUUUUGUCAACUACAUCAGCAGCAACCAAGUAGCCAAAGACUUUCUGGCCUGGUCAGCAGACACAUACUCUCCAGAUGAACACUUCUGGGCCACCCUUGUCAGGCUCCCAGGGGUGCCAGGACAUAUUUCUAGAUCCCAACCAGACGUUACGGACUUGAAGAGUAAGACGCGACUUGUCAAAUGGAACUAUCUGGAAGGAAACGUGUAUCCACCUUGCACAGGUACGCACAAGCGAAGCGUUUGCAUCUAUGGGGCUGCAGAACUUCGCUGGCUCCUCAAUUAUGGCCACUGGUUUGCCAACAAAUUUGACCCCAAAGUGGACCCCGUCUUGAUCAAGUGUUUGGAGGAGAAGUUGAUAGAAAAACGUUACGCCGCGCCUAAAUGAUAUGUGCCUUUAAAUUUUGGAAAAGGAGGGGGGAAAAUUAAUUGUUUUGCUAAUUAAUUUAUCUCAAAUAAAACUAAAGUUCCACACGUAAGUAUUUAUUAUGUCACCCUUUCGCUCGUGACUAGGGGUGUCCCGAUACAACAAUCUAGUGCAGUGUUUCUUAACGUUGGGCCCACUUUUGGGCCGCAGUGUCCCCUAAAAAUAUAGGCAGCAGCAGUACUUAGUUGGAAUACACUUUUCCACCACUUGAGGCAGUAAUGACGAUAUCAAACAAACACAAGCAGAAAAACUAAAUAAUAAUACAUUCAUAUUGAUCAGCGUCAUUAACUCAGGUGCACAAUACAUUAAAAAAAAACCUUUAACCUACUAAACAAACAUUAAUAAAACAAUUUGUGCUGUUUUUUUUCUUCUAAACAAAAUGAGGGAGUCAGGGUUAAUAGCCACAACGAGCACAUUUAGUAGUGCACAGCCUUUCACAGUGGGGUUUGAAGCAUGUUCCCCCGAGUCACACGACAUUGCAUCACUCUGAGCCCACCUUUGCCCCCCCCUCUCCCGCCCUUUACUCUUACACAUAAAGAAUAUUGAUAGCAAUAAGUCUACAUUUUAGUGUUGAAAACAAAAGUGUACAUCUUUAACAUCCAUCCAUUUUCUACCGCUUAUUCCCUUCGGGGUCACGGGGGGUGCUGGAGCCUAUCUCAGCUGCACUCGGGCGGAAGGCAGGGUACACCCUGACAAAUCGCCACCUCAUCACAGGGCCAACACAGAUAGACAGACAUUCACACUCACAUUCACACACUAGGGCCAAUUUAUUGUUGUCAAUCAACCUAUCCCCAGGUGCAUGUUUUUGGCGGUGGGAGGAAGCCGGAGUACCCGGAGGGAACCCACGCAGUCACGGGGAGAACAUGCAAACUCCACACAGAAAGAUCUCGAGCCCGGGAUUGAACCCGGGACUACGCAGGACUUUUGUAUUGUGAGGCACAUGCACUAACCCCUCUGCCACCGUGCUGCCCUAUUUAUAUUGUCAUUUUUGCUCAUUUAUUAAAAAAUAUAAAAUCACAUGGACAAGCGGUAGAAAUAGAUGGAUGGAUGUACAUAAGUAUUUACAGUAUUUGCUCAAUACUUAGUUGAUACACCUUUGGCAGCAAUUACAGCCUCGAGUUGUUUUGAAUACAUUGCCACAAGCUUGGCACACCUAUCUUUGUACCUCCCAAGCUCCAUCAGGUUGGAUGGGAAGUGUUACUUUUCAUCCAGGAUGUCUGUGUACAUUCAUCUUAGUCUAGUCAGGGAGGUGACCAAGAACUCUCCAUCCAUCCAUUUUCUACCGCUUGUCCAUUUCGGGGUUGCGGGGGGUGCUGGAGCAUAUAUCAGCUGCAUUCGGGCGGAAGGCGGGGUGCAUCCUGGACAAGUCGCCACCUCAUCACAGGGCCAACACAGAUAGACAGACAACAUUCACACUCACAUUCACACACUAGGGCCAAUUUAGUGUUGCCAAUCAACUUAUCCCCAGGUGCAUAUCUUUGGAGGUGGGAGGAAGCCGGAGUACCCGGAGAGAACCCACACAGUCACGGGGAGAACAUGCAAACUCCACACAGAAAGAUCCCCAGCUCAGGAUCGAACCCAGGACCUUCGUAUUGUGAGGCACAUGUGCUAACCCCUGUUCCACCGUGCUGUCGACCAAGAACCCGAUGCACCUAAAAGACUCUCAGAACAUGGAAAACAUAAUUCUCUGGUCUGAUGAGACAAAGAUUGAACUGUUUGGCGUAAACGCCAGUCAUCAUGUUUGGAGGAAACCAGACACCACUCAUCACCAGGCAUAUACCAUCCCUACAGUGAAGAAUGUUUUUUAGCACAGGGACUGGGAGACUAGUAAGGAUAGAGGGAAAGACAAAUGCAGCCAUGUACAGAGACAUCCUAAAUAAAAAAAACAAUGCUUCACAAUCUAA
Messenger RNA from Nerophis lumbriciformis (worm pipefish), 5145 nucleotides. It is a transcript of the gene gcnt4a, whose product is annotated as glucosaminyl (N-acetyl) transferase 4a. Gene Ontology annotation, cellular component: membrane. NCBI's taxonomy places the organism in Eukaryota, Metazoa, Chordata, Actinopteri, Syngnathiformes, Syngnathidae. Gene Ontology annotation, molecular function: acetylglucosaminyltransferase activity. The record is from RefSeq and is a predicted model, not a curated record.